Messenger RNA from Ipomoea triloba (trilobed morning glory), 1874 nucleotides. RefSeq names its product UDP-rhamnose/UDP-galactose transporter 1. The transcript is spliced from 5 exons. Bases 561 to 1601 code for a protein of 346 amino acids. Gene Ontology annotation, molecular function: antiporter activity; UDP-galactose transmembrane transporter activity. Lineage: Eukaryota; Viridiplantae; Streptophyta; Magnoliopsida; Solanales; Convolvulaceae. Gene Ontology annotation, cellular component: Golgi apparatus. The record is from RefSeq and is a predicted model, not a curated record.
CGGUCGUCAUAUUCAAAGAAGAAGGGGUCAAAUUUAGGGAAGAGAAGAGGAAGAAGAAGAGAAAAGGAUUUGAAACAUCAAACGCCGAUCCGCCCUUCUCUACCGUACAUCUCUCGGCUGUGCUGGAAGCCCACCCCCUCCCCCUGUGUUCCCAUUUGCCAUUUCAGAUCUACCCCCCUUUCACUUCUUUCUCUCUCUCUCUCUCUCUCUCUCGCUCGAGCGCAUUCACGCAUUGCACAUACAGACAGCUGGAGAAUACAACCCACAUCACAUGGCCUCCUCCAGUUACUUGACAUAGAGAAAGAGGGACCUUAAUUUUGGAAGAAAAGCAUAAAUUGACACAAGUCUCUUUCUCUCUCCACUCCCUUCUUGGAAUCAUCCUCCAUCCCUCACCGUCUUCAUCGUAACAGCUUCUAUUCCUCGUCUUAUUCUUAACCCAUUGCAUCUAUCAAGUUGUUCGGUUCCUCCAUUUGAGAUCUAUUAGAGAAUCACCUCCCCCUCCCUCUCUGUAAUUUCUGCGUGCGUGGAGGGGCGGAUCUUUCCCCAUUCUACUUGAGAAUAUGGAAGCGGAGAAGAAAUCUGCCAUGGUGUCCGACGUUGGAGCAUGGGCGAUGAACGUCGUCAGCUCUGUGGGAAUCAUCUUGGCCAACAAGCAGCUCAUGUCCAACAAUGGCUACUCUUUCAGCUUUGCUACGACAUUAACUGGAUUCCAUUUUGCUGUGACGGCACUAGUGGGAAUGAUUUCGAACGCCGCUGGCCUCUCUUCAUCAAAGCAUGUUCCUUUGUGGGAGCUUAUUUGGUUUUCAAUUGUUGCUAAUAUGUCUAUUACAGGGAUGAACUUCAGUCUCAUGCUCAAUUCAGUUGGAUUUUAUCAGAUCUCAAAAUUGAGUAUGAUUCCAGUGGUAUGUGUAAUGGAGUGGAUCCUUCAUAAUAAGCAUUAUUGCAGGGAGGUUAAAAUGGCUGUUGUGGUGGUUGUCAUUGGAGUGGGUGUUUGCACUGUGACUGAUGUCAAAAUUAAUGCCAAAGGUUUUAUUUGCGCUUGUGUAGCAGUGCUUUCUACCUCAUUGCAACAAAUUUCCAUAGGUUCCUUGCAGAAGAAGUACUCAAUUGGAUCUUUUGAAUUGUUGAGCAAAACAGCUCCAAUUCAAGCUGCCUCUCUCCUUGUGCUGGGUCCUUUUGUUGACUAUUUUCUUUCUGAAAAACUAAUAUUAGAAUACAAGUAUUCUUCUGGUGCUAUUUUCUUUAUACUCCUUUCAUGUUCUCUAGCUGUGUUCUGCAACAUGAGUCAAUAUCUUUGCAUUGGACGUUUCUCGGCGGUUUCCUUCCAGGUUUUAGGUCACAUGAAGACAGUGUGCGUUCUCACUUUGGGGUGGCUGCUCUUUGAUUCUGAGCUGACUGUGAAGAAUAUCUUGGGAAUGCUUACUGCAGUUGUUGGCAUGGUAAUUUAUAGUUGGGCUGUGGAGAUAGAAAAACAGCAGGCCAAUGCAAAGAUCGUGCCCAACUCAAAAAACAGCUUGACAGAAGAGGAACUAAGAUUACUGAAAGAGGGAGUGGAAAACACUCCCAUAAAGGAUGUUGAUCUUGGUGAAUCCAAGGUGUGACUUGGUCUAUUUUCAGAAGUGUAGAGAUUUCUGAUCGAUUUAUUCUUGCUGGCACCUUGGGUGCAUAUUCAGUAUCCGUUGUUUAGUUUAGAUAAGACUGGUUGCAUACCUGCGAGGUGUUCUUCAUUGUUGUUAUUAUUAUAAUUAUAAUUAUUAUUAUAAUUCUAGACUUUCCCCUUCACGCAUGAAGGCGUUGGAAAUGAACGAGACAUAGCGUGUAAAAUCUUCAUAGUUUUAGUUUGAAGUUAUAUUUUUAUUUCAGCCAUAUCUCAA